AUGACCUUGCUCAAGCUGUCCCUCAUGGCCUUCAGCAUCGUCUUCUGGGCAGCGGGGCUGGCCAUGUUUAUCAUCGGCCUCUGGGCCACUGUGUUUCUGGGGAGCUACCUGGAGCUCUCAGCCAACAGCAGUCCCAGUGCCCCUGCCAUCCUCUUGGCCACCGGCGCUGUUGUCAUCAUCUGGGGCUUCCUGGGCUGCUUCGGUGCUGCCACGGAGCACCGGGGGCUCCUGCGUGCCUACAUCGCCUUCCUGACCACUGUGAUGGCAGCCGGGCUGGCGGCGGGGCUCUCGGCACUCCUCUACCGCCAGAACAUUGCGCAGGGAUUCCAGGAAGGACUGCACCAGGCCCUGCUCACCUACGGGAAGGACGAGGGGAUGGCGGAUGCCCUGGAUGCUUUGCAGCGCUCCUUGUCCUGCUGCGGUGUGCAGAGCUACUGGGACUGGCUCACCACACCCUGGGGGCUGGAGCAGAACGGCUCCGUGCCCUUCAGCUGCUGCCAGGCCCGCCAGGGCUGCCACCGCAGCCCUCCUGACACACGCGGGCUGCACCACGACGGGUGCUUCCCCAAGGUGUUGGCCUUCGUCAGCAGCAAUAUGUUCUGUAUUGCCACGGCUGCCCUGGGGCUGGCGCUGCUGCAGCUCCUAGGCAUCGUGCUGGCUUGCCUGCUGGCUGCCCGUAUCCCUGCCCGCCUGAUGGGCAUCGCCACCCUGCCCUGA
Melopsittacus undulatus (budgerigar) is the source of this 717-nucleotide messenger RNA. RefSeq names its product tetraspanin-7-like. The transcript has a single exon. Gene Ontology annotation, cellular component: plasma membrane. The record is from RefSeq and is a predicted model, not a curated record. The coding region runs from base 1 to 717 and encodes 238 amino acids. NCBI's taxonomy places the organism in Eukaryota, Metazoa, Chordata, Aves, Psittaciformes, Psittaculidae.